AGCCAGAGUUGAGCGUGACGAGGCUCCCCAAGCACAGUGCCUGGUGUCACACUUGCAACACACACACACUGCCGAGCUCUGGUAUUGUGUUGCACGACCAGCGUUGUGUUGCAAGCGCGGGUGUGGGCCGGGAUCCCCCUGAGGGAGGCUCAGCGACCCCGCCAGGAGGCUCCCGGCCGUGAUCCUCUCUUGUCUGCGGGCGCGGGUGCUGGCGUCUAUAGUGAGUAUGGCGAGAUAGUAGUGCCGUGGCGCUGCCAGAGAUGAGGCCAACACUCCACUGACUACAAACACCCGCAAGAUGACUUCUAUGAAGAAGAUUCCUAACGUGCUGGGCACGAGGAGGAGCAACACCCUGGACCAAGAACGGGACCAAUUUGAGAGAUCACAGGAGAUAAGUUAUCGUAAAGCUGUUAAUGAUGAAGAAGUUCCUGUUAAAAUGAAGCAUGUAAGAAAUCUCAUCAUUGGCACAUUCACUGACAAGAAUACAGACCUCUUUUGGAGGAAUGUUGCAACAUGUCCUCCAAUCAGUACAGAUGUUACUGGCUGGAAAUUUUGUCAUUGCCUUCAUGUUGUCUUCCGUGAUGGACACCCAAAUGUGCUUCGUGAUUCUCAGCGUCAUAUUAGCCGUAUCAAAGACACUGGACAGCACUUUAGACACCUCGCACAUGGCUACGGACGACUUAUCAGUCAUUACUGUGAAUUACUGAUUGCCAAGUUGAAGUUCCAUCAACAUUAUCCUCAAUUUCCGGGUUCAUUGUUUGUGACACCAGAAGAAUUAGAAGCCCUUGCAGAAAAUGAUGCUAAUAAUUAUUUUGAGUUGGCAGUUGAAAUGUUGGAGUACAUGGAAUGCAUCUUGAAUCUGUAUGAAGCAGUGUUUUCCUCACUGGAUCCAUCAAGAGCCAAUUCCAUGACACGUUCUGGUCAGUGCCGCCUGGCUCCAUUAAUCCCAUGUAUUCAAGAUUCUUCAUGCCUUUAUGACUGUACUGUCAGGAUCUUAUUUCAGCUUCACAAAGUUCCCAGCAAAUAUAAGCCCACAUUUAAAUCUCUUCCUACGGACAUGCUCAGUGGCCAUCGUACAAGGUUCUACAAACAAUUCCAGCAGCUCCAACAGUUCUACAACAACACUCGAAACCUUCAAUACUUCAAGGGGCUCAUUCAGGUGCCUGCAUUGCCUCAGGAUGCUCCAAACUUCUUGAUUGAAGCCGAAUUGCGGUGUCACGAAACUCCAGUGGUGGUGGUAGAGGAACAACCUGAUGUUUCUGAUAUAUCGGACUCUAUUCUUAUUGAUACUUCAGAGCCUGAACCUCCACCUAUACCACCACAUCCUGAUGUUGAUUCUCACAAUGGGUCUCUUGCUGAGGUCGUCGCAGAGCGGGAGUCAAUCAUUGAUGCUCUUCAUGGGGAAUUGGAAGCCAUGCGCAUUGAGGUGCAGCAGUCACGGUCUCAUGCUACACACAAUGAAGAACAGCUUAGACUUCGUAUUAAUGACCUUGAAUCUACAAUAGCUGAACUGGAUAGUGAACUUUUGGCUGAAAGACAGAGCAAGGAAUCAAUCAUGGCACAAGUGGAGGCAGCAGCAGCAAGUGCAGAAGCUGUAACUAGAUUAGCUGAUGAAGAAACGCGACGACGUUCAGCAGAAGAAAAGUUUGUCAAAAUGAAAGAUGUGUAUCAGAAGCUGCGUGAUGAACAUAUAAAUCUCAUCAGAGGGAAAGCUGAGCUUGAUAAACAAUUAUCCGUGGAGCAGGAAGCACAUUCCUCCACCCAGCGGUCAAAAGAUGAACUUGCUGCUGCCUUACACAAAUUACAAUCUCAGAUGACACAAAAUGAGCAGGUUCAUCGUAAUGUAACCCAUAUGGCUGAACAGGAGGCAGAAACAUUAAAUAAAAAACUAUUAGCAGUGAUAGCGGAAAGGGAUCAGUUGACGGGUCAGGUGAGAGACCUUGAGGAUGCUAUAUCAAAGCUUAACACACAAAUGGACACUCAAUCUCAACAGGCUACUUACCAGCUGACAGUUGUUCGGAGUGACUGGGAGACUGGUGUUCACAAGUGUGUUGAAGGAGCUGUAGACGGAGCACUGAUUGUGGUGACACACACUCUUUCUCACUUUGAUCUCGAGGCUCAUGCAAAUGUGAAAUGUACUUCAGAAUACACUUUGGCUUACCAAGCACUGGUGGAGGAUGCUCUGGAAAAGCUUUGGAGUUCAUAUGAUUCAUACAUCAACAGCUUCUACUCUGCCCCAUACCUCAUCACCACUAUUACGUCUGCUGCUCAUUACAUUGCUGCUUUUCUUCUAUAUGCCAAAGCAACUUCACAUGCCAGCCCUAAUAUUGAACAUGCAGAAAAUCUUGUUGCUGUUCUGGAAGAGUUUGCCAAGGCUUGUAUUGACAGUUUUGGACGGAUUCAUGCUAAACAAGAACUGACUGAUAUUCAGGCAUCCAAGGAAACAUUUGAGAGGUGCUGCUCACUGGUUUCUUUGUGUGAAGAUCAGAGCCCUAGAAUAGAAGAUGUAGCUUCUCUGGUGCAGCGGGAGAUGGAGAAUAUGGAUUCUGCCAUCAGAGAUGCUGUUGAAAAAUUCACUGCAAUGUUAGAAAAUUCUCGGGCUACAGACACUGGCACACAGUUAGAGGUAAAUGAAAGUAUCCUUGGAAGCUGCAGUGACUUAAUGGCAGCAGUUAGAUUACUAGUUCAGAGAGCUGCCGAGCUCCAAAAGGAAAUAGUGGAUUCAGGGAAAGGAGGAGCGUCCCCACGAGAGUUUUACAAGCGCAAUCACCGCUGGACAGAGGGUCUCCUCUCGGGUGCCAAAACUGUUGCAAUUGCAUGUCAAGCUCUCAUGGCAGCAGCUGAUCAAGUCGUUAGUGGUAAAGGCAAGUUUGAAGAAGUAAUAGUAGCUUCUCGAGAAAUUGCUGCCUCCUCCAUGCAGUUGGUAAUGGCUUCAAGAGUCAAAGCUGAUAAAUCAAGUGUGAAGUUGAGUAAUCUUAAUACAACAGCGAAGACAAUAUCAAGACUAACGGGUACAGUUGUUGCAACUGCUGAGAAUUGUCGUGAUAAAGUAAUAAUGGCGGAUACAUUAGACUUUUCAAGGCUGAGUUUACACCAUACUAAGAGGAUGGAGAUGGACACUCUUGUAAAAGUCUUGGAGAUAGAAAAGCAGCUUGAUACAGAGCGGUCGAAACUUUCAGAACUCCGUAAGCAUCACUAUCGGCUCGCAGGAGAAGUAGAAGGCUGGGAAGAAGCGGAAAUGAGCUGAUUACAUCUCUAGUACUGUACCUUUCCCAGCCUGCAUUGGAUAGCCCACAAAAAUCCUUGAGCUUGAUUAAUGUAUUUAAGAUAAUUUCCUGUAAACCCUUCUUGCCACAUGCUACAUAACAAAAUGCCCCAUAAUUCCUUAAUGCUCUUAAGUUUUCACUUGUUGCUUGGCCCAUAAUAUUUUCUCUAGGUCUGUUCUCUGCUAAGCAGUCUCCGAAUGUUUAAACUCGUCAGAUAAUGUUAUUACAUUAGGUAUGUCGUACCUAAUAGCCAGAACCACACUACUUCGUCUAAUUUGCAAGGCCUGAUUUGCCUAACAAGCAGAGUGAUUUUUAUGUUUUAAAAUAGUUCUUUCCAAAUUGGUUGAUUGUACUGUAUUCCAAUUACUAUUAUUAUUUUAUAUUAAGAACAUGAAUUACCAACUUAGGUUAGCUUAAGUUUGAUCAAAUUUUUUUGUUUAACUAGAAAAAAUUAAAAUCAUAUAUAAUAUAAUGGAAAGCUUUAUCAUUCCAGUAGGAAAAAUAGCAAAAAAUAUGGUAUAUCAGGAAAAUUCAGCUUGUUAGGCAACUUGGCCUGUUAGGUAUAACAUAUGUAUAUGUAUGUAUACAUACACUCAAGUACAGUAUUUUACAAUUGUUUCUUAUAAUUUUUUAUAUUCUGGAAAAUCCUUUUCCAUGAGAGAGUUUUAUUGGGCUUUAUCCAUUGUAUUUUUGCCACAUGUGCUCACUUUCCUUCAAUAUGGUACAUGGCUAAGUGUAUCAGUGUGUGCAUGCUUGAGUGCACUCACUCACUCCUUGCUCACCGCUUAAUUUUUUUAUAUAUAAAUUGCAAUAUUUCUCUUUGUUUACAGUUUUUCAUAGUCAUGAGUGCAAGCACACAUUUUGUGUGUAUGUAUAUCCACACACACACACACACACACACACACACACACACACACAUA
Molecule: messenger RNA, 4186 nt
Organism: Procambarus clarkii (red swamp crayfish)
Lineage: Eukaryota; Metazoa; Arthropoda; Malacostraca; Decapoda; Cambaridae
Product: Huntingtin interacting protein 1
Biological process (GO): endocytosis; clathrin coat assembly; actin filament organization
Cellular component (GO): clathrin-coated vesicle; actin cortical patch
Molecular function (GO): actin filament binding; clathrin light chain binding; clathrin-cargo adaptor activity
Source: RefSeq, a predicted model, not a curated record